AUGUCUGCCGUGACACUUAACCCGGACGCUGAUCUCAGUCGGUAACACGCGCUAAUGAAAACAGACAUGGAGCUGAACGAAGAGAAGAAAAGUUCACAGGCUCUGCUGUCGUGUGGAAAUGGGGCAGGUCUCACUGAGAAGCUUCUGCUCAAGCCAAAGUCCAGUGGAGUCCUGCAGACCGCGAGGCUGCCCAAGAGCAGCGUGUUGGAGCGGCUGCAGAGCUUCCUGCCUCAGAUGGCAGAGGCUAAUGAGAAGCUCAAGCAGCAGAUGGAGGAAGCUCCUGCUGGACACUUUGAUAUCGAGAGAGUGGACGAGGCUCAGAGGGUCAUAGAGAUGGACGUCGCACUGGUGGAGCUCAGUGGCUCAGACAGCGACUGUGACAACGAAGGUGACCUGUCAGGCUCUGAAGACGACUCAGACUCCGAAGAGGAUGAGCCCAAGGUCACGGAGCAGAACCUGAAACUACCUGGAGACAAAGGCAAGAAGAAGGCCAGCAUCCAGGUUCUGGACCAGCAGGGGAAGUAAAACUGUGGAUUCAAUUCAUUGACUUAUUUGAAGACGUUAUUCAUAUACAUGCUGGACGCAGAGACAUAAGGAGCAAACGGAAGCAGGAGCAUCGCUCUGGAAACAGCAACAAGUGCCUUGAGAGCCAGAACAGACGACGUGAUGACGUCAAUCAGCUGAUCAUGUGACUUUUGACUUCAUACUUAAACUGUGGAUCAAGUGUGUGUGUCCAGAUUCAUGGACUGUGAGGGAAAUGUCACUGCUCAUAAUCUGCUGUGUUUGUUUGUUUUUCUUUCCUUAAUUUAAUGUAUUAAUUAAGGGUUGGUUGCUUAGCAACAACAGGUUCGACAGAAGCCAGAGCCUUUUGCGUCACUUUGAAAACCACAAACAGGAAGUUGUAAUGUGUUGGUGAAAUUGACCUCAGUGACACCAGCAUCAGCCUAUUUUAUUUGUUCCUCUACUAGUCAACUGAUGUGGGUUAGGGAUGCACGAUCUUGGACAUUUUGCCAAUAUAUCAGGAGUGCUUGGGCCAAAAAUCAAUACACCUAUGUAUAUAUUUAGGUUUUUUCUUCCAGUAUCAGCUGAUAUUCAUAUUGUGCCAAUAACGUCAUGCAUCCCUAAUAUGGGUUUUUCUAUGUCCAAGUCUGGGCUGCUCGUAACUGAUAAUUAAUGCUGAUAUUUUUUUUGGCCAGUAUAUUUAGCCAAUUUAAAAUAUAAUUGUUUAAUGAUAACAGAUACCAAAAAAUAGCUUAACUUUGGUAACUAUUUUUUGAAAAAAAAAAUACACUUAAUGGUGUGUCUCUUUAAGGGUUAGGUUUCUGCUCCAUUUAACAAAUCAUUAAAAUUGGUUCACUUUGGUUUGUGUAAAAGAAAUAAAGCAUUUAAGAACAUCAUUUCAUGGAUUAGGAAACAUUGAUCAACAUUUUCUAACAUUUAAUGGACCAAACAACAAAUCCAUUAUUUGAUCAUUUUAUUUAUCAAGUCUCAACAAAAAUGGGUAAUUUGUAAUAAUUGGCAGAUUAAUAAAUAAUAAUCAUUCAAUGCAGAUUAUUAGGGGGAAAAAAAAGUUAAUCAGUUUUCGUCUAGACUUCAAAUGGUUCACUUUAUAGGCUUCAGACUUGGCAAAGGGCACCAAUGUGUGCACUGCUAACUUAUUUGGAAAAAGAAAUGUGUGAGAGGGUGGCUACUGCACUAGUUAUUUGAGAUGUACAGCAUAUUUCUUUGUUUUGUGUCUUUAAAAUGUAUGCAAAGCAACAAAAAGACAGAACUUCAGGGAACGUUAAACACGUGUGGUCCAGUUUUAAUGCAGGAGUUUGAUGGACACUUGUGUUUGUGUUGGUGUCGCACACACUGUUUAAAACAAACCCUCACCUUUUUUUGCAGAACCUAUUUGUGUAAAGCAAGAGCAAAUAAACUGUCUUAUUUUUUA
Messenger RNA from Solea senegalensis (Senegalese sole), 1933 nucleotides. It is a transcript of the gene nopchap1, whose product is annotated as NOP protein chaperone 1. The transcript has 4 exons. Lineage: Eukaryota; Metazoa; Chordata; Actinopteri; Pleuronectiformes; Soleidae. Gene Ontology annotation, molecular function: box C/D methylation guide snoRNP complex binding. The record is from RefSeq and is a predicted model, not a curated record. Gene Ontology annotation, biological process: box C/D snoRNP assembly. The coding region runs from base 55 to 525 and encodes 156 amino acids.